UUUACGGAUUACGGGCGGAUUUUGACCGGGUAGAACGCACAUUCGUACAAUUUUUGUUUUUCUUUCCACGUCCGACCGACGGCCGUUGAAACCGCUUCUGUGAAGUGAUAGGUAUUAACUCCCUGCAAAACGCACACACCCCGACGAUGGCGCUAUUCCGGCCCAUUCUUUUGGCCGUACUUGCCGCGCACCUGGCCGGAGCACACCAGGUGAGCGGGUCGAAAUCUCAGGUUAUCGAGCUAGACGAAUCCAACUGGGACCGUAUGCUCACCGACGAAUGGCUGGUAGAAUUCUAUGCCCCGUGGUGUCCGGCGUGCAAAAGCCUUGCCCCGAUCUGGGACGAUCUUUCGACCUGGUCCGACGAUUUGAACAUUAAAACGGGCAAGGUGGACGUGACGUCAUCGCCAGGCCUCAGCGGCCGGUUUUUCGUAACGGCACUGCCCACCAUUUUCCACGUAAUCAACGGUGAGUUCCGUCAGUACAAGGGACCGCGUGAUCUGGACGCGUUCAUGACGUUCGUCGAGGAAAAGAAGUGGCAAUCGUUCGAGCAGGUGUCCGCUUGGCGCAAUCCGGACUCGCUCCAGAUGUCUCUCGUGUCGCAGUUUUUCAAGCUUUCACACUUCCUGAAAGAACUCAACACGAUGCUGCUGAAGGAGUAUGGCCUGCCGGUGUGGGGAUCGUACGCACUGUUCGGUAUUGGAACGGUGCUGUUGGGCGCCAUCUUCGGACUGAUUCUGGUGUGCAUCAUCGACUGUCUGUUCCCUCCGAAGUCGGGCCAGCGGCAGAGCUUCUCCGAGCACAAACAGAAGGUCCGCGCCGAGAAGGUGCCAGAAGAACUGCGCGGUGACGAGCUGGUCGAUGAGGACGAAGAAAAGAACCGACUGGUGGACGACGACGCGGACGAAGUUGAAGGGGAGGACGAUGAAGAACGCGAAGAGGAGCAGGAAAAGGACACGUCAGAGGGAGAAAAGUUCUCUGCCAGCGAGGAAGAAGAAGAAAAGGAUGAACUAGUCACCACCAGUCCGGACGUGCGGAAACGUAAACCAAGGAAAGCCGAUUAAAUGGGACCAAGGUGUGCUGGUUGCCUGAACCUUGAGUGAUGUCGCACCGCAACAAACCGACCUGGGGAAUGGCUCCAAAGUGUUGCCUCAGUUCUAUUCUUGCUUUUUUACUUUUGAAUUCUGUGGUCCUCGCAGAACACUUUGAGAUAACUUCUCUUCAUUCAAUUAAUUCUCCGUAGUUUAUCCUCAGUUGUGCAUUUAAACACACCAAAACGUAAUACCUUCCAAUACUUUGCACAUUCGUUACGCUUUUCGUGUUAUGACUAUUAUUAAUUGUGCUACUUACAUUUUUAUAUCUUCUGUGCUUUAACAUGUUUUGCUUAAGUGCAUUGGUGUACAUUUAGUUCGGAUGCUAACGGCUACAUUUGAGAGGCAGGAGAGUGCUUCAUGUGUUGGUGUAUGCGACGCAUGAUAAAGUAAGCAAAACUCCCACUGUUUGGAACGUAACAGAAGGCACACACUACUCGAAAAUAAUGGAAUGUAAUUAAAAGAAAAACGCGAAACGCUACCGAAGCAAUGCGCAAGAGAACAGAGAAACGGAAGUAAAAAAUAGACUUUAACAAUCUCAUGCAUGUACGAAAGACGGGAGAGGAAAUUAGACGGGCCGGGCGAGGAGUGACGAUGAUUAGAUAAUGAGAAAUUAUUAAUAAAAUAAACACACGAACAC
Anopheles cruzii is the source of this 1728-nucleotide messenger RNA. Its product is annotated as thioredoxin-related transmembrane protein 1. The coding region runs from base 147 to 1061 and encodes 304 amino acids. The record is from RefSeq and is a predicted model, not a curated record. Lineage: Eukaryota; Metazoa; Arthropoda; Insecta; Diptera; Culicidae. The transcript is spliced from 3 exons.